AUGCUUGCAGUCAGUGACGGACUGGUGAUGUUUGUGUACAUCAUUUUCGACUACUUCUUUCUCUUAACUCCGCGUCUGGCCCAGGGUAUGACGUUGGCCUACGCUGAACUACUUCUGAUUAAUAUCAUUCUACAAAACCUUUUUCACACAUUUUCUGCCUGGAUUAUUGUGGCUAUUGCUCUGUUCCGUCUCCUAUACAUCAAAACCGGUGUGCGCGCCGUGGUCCAUUGCAGUGUGGCACGAGCGUGGAUAGCCAUUGUGAUUGUGUCCCUAUCCUCGGUAUUACUUAUCAUCCCGUUUAUCUGUGCACAUCAGGUGGCCGAACGCAAACAUCCAACUGCAAAUCACACGAUACUCGGGUUAUGGUCAUUAAAUAACACUGAAUCAAAUCACAAAGAAUCAGUCACCAUCGCGGUGGUUUCCACGGUGACUGGCAGUCACACGACCAAUAUCGCUGCAGAAACACUGUACGAGGUCAACUUUACCGAAAACGAGACAUUGAAGGUUAUUCUAUUUUGGAAUUCGGCGAUUCUCAUCAAAGCAUUGCCUAUCGUGAUCAUUUCUGCGGUCAGUGCGGCGCUUAUCAUCUCAAUUCGCCAGUCGGAAAAACGAUAUCGUUGCUUGCACAAGGAGAAAAAAGACUCGCGCCAGAUUCCAUUCACCUCACCAUCCAGUCAGACAGCCGAGAAUGGGAAAACACAGGUUAGCCGACAGGGGAAACGACAACAGCCUAAAUCAAGCCUACCCAAUGCAUAUUUUUCAAGCGGAAGAAAUGCGAAUCAGACCACGUACAUGCUUCUCACCAUUAUUAUAUUUUACAUUCUUACCUACCUGCCCCAGUCCGCUUUGCUUCUACUGAACCACUUUCUUGGACCUCGCUUCAACGAGUGCGUGUACGAACGUCUGGGCGAUUUCAUGGAUUUUCUCACACUGAUCAACAAUAGCAUCAAUUUCAUUCUCUAUUGCAGCAUGUCCAAACAGUUUCGCGACACAUUCCUCAGUCUGUUUUGUUCCAGUUUGCCCCUGACCAGUGCUCCAAACCAGACCAGGUCGAUCAGUUGA
Messenger RNA from Echinostoma caproni, 1062 nucleotides. The record is from the annotation of a GenBank genome assembly. Lineage: Eukaryota; Metazoa; Platyhelminthes; Trematoda; Plagiorchiida; Echinostomatidae.